GUACUCCCUAACUACUCGGCUAUGACUUCAAUCAGCCACCAGUUCUUGUGCAUGCUUUGGGUGGAUGGAAAAUAUCCCAUGUCCAGAAGCAUCGCCUCACAAAAUCUUCCUUGCCGGCCCACAAGGCUUGCAUUAGUCAUUUGGACGGUCUCUGGAGGCGAUCCUCACCAUCCAUGUCGUUAGGAGAUCGAGACGCCAAUUCCGAGGAGCACUGGGCUUGUUCCGCCCUGCGCUUGGCGUCGGAGUUCGCCAUUUUUAAUCCGACGGGAAGUCUAAACGCGAAAAUGACGUCACUCGCGUAGCCACACAUUUCACUGAGAAACAGCCGCCGCCGACAGACGCAUUGAUUGGAUCGCGUCUGUCAGUUUCUGAGUCAAAGUUGCUGGCAUUAAAAUUUUAAUGCCAGGGGUUUUGGUGGUCUGGACGCAUGGAUUGCGUGGUUCCAGAGCCUUCAUUCCGUAGUCAAAAGGCUGAGCAGUCGGAUAUAAAUAUGCCCAAGUGAACAGGAUUGAUAUGCUCUGAUCAGAUUCCUCGACCGACGAAAAACAAAGAGACAAUUGCAAGAUUAAGGGCAAAUCAAUUGCGAUCCUAAAAGCUAGUUAUCUAAUAACACCAACAACUAAUAACUAAACUACCAUUCGCUAUCGCAAAGCAUAAUCUAGCAAACACAGCCACCGAACUUCAAACAUGUCUGCUCACGCUACCGAUAUCAAGCUCUUCCAUUCUUAUCUUAACCCCGAGUCUGUCAACAGCACUCCAAUUACCUCAGCCAAUACCAGCAGACGCACAAGCACCUCGGACUUCUCUCAGGUAUCUCAGUCCCAGGCAAAGAAGGAGAAGAAAGCUUUGAAAAAUGCAGCCAUUAGCGAGAGCCGCGCCGUUUAUUUCUCGAUGCUCCAACGAUAAAGAAGACGGAGCGUGAAAACUGUGUUGUGGAUAGAAUGGAUUGACUAGUUAUAACUUACAUUUACGAUAUGGAGAUACUGGCGCAAUUUGAGAAUUCUUUAUUUCGGAAACCAAAAUAAAAGUUUAUACCCCUCAAUGACCUCAAUGGACACCGAUAUUUUAAUAUUUAAUCGACCAACUAAAAUUUGUCUAUGAAUAUGUUUUGUGGAUAUGCUGGAAUGCAUGGGUAGUUAAGUUGAGUAGAGAUACGAGGAAAGGAUAUUAUUAUCAUGUCAUAGAGAAUAUUUAUCAAGUUAAAUAUGACUUUCUGCUUGAACCAGGCAA
Molecule: messenger RNA, 1230 nt
Organism: Coccidioides immitis RS
Lineage: Eukaryota; Fungi; Ascomycota; Eurotiomycetes; Onygenales; Onygenaceae
Exons: 3
Coding region: 688-906 (72 amino acids)
Source: RefSeq, a predicted model, not a curated record